CUGUCAUGUGCACUCCAGAUUAUCUUGUGAUUGGCUGAGAGCUCAGCUUCCUCCUGUCUACUCGCAAUGUCUGAGCGCUCUCUUUCGGCUGGGCUCUUGGGGGCCACUGUCGCCCCGCCGCCUAUAGGCCCCUGCUUAGGCAAUGACGUACCAACCACUGUCCCUCCUCCUGCUGCAGGAGGUCCGGUUCGAAUGAACUUGUACGCCACUUGGGAGACAGAUCGAGGAAGCGCUUCUUGCGUACCCAGGCUCUUUUCUCUGACAUUGAGAAAACUUGUUAUGUUCAAAGACCUGGAUAAGGAUUUAUCUUCUGUUGUCAUCGCAGUCAAACUUCAGGGCUCAAAACGUAUAUUGCGUUCUAAUGAGAUAUCUCUGCCAGCCGGUGGUGUUUCAGAGACAGAACUGCAGCUGACGUUCUCCUUGCAGUAUCCCCACUUCUUAAAACGAGAUGCUAACCGACUACAAAUCAUGCUGCAAAGACGAAAGAGAUAUAAGAACCGCACUAUCUUGGGCUAUAAAAGUUUGGCUGUUGGAGUGAUAAAUAUGGCAGAGGUUCUUCAAUUUCCCAGUGAAAGUGGACUAGUUCUCUCUCUGCAUAGCCAUGUGAAAGAGGUCUCUUUUCCAGUGGCAGAGAUAAACAUUCACUCACUUUCCAGCCAACCAAUUGACCAUGAAGGACCUAAAGCAAAAUUGUCUGACCGCUCUCCGGAUAUUGAGAAUUAUUCUGAAGAUGAAGAUGAAAGUUAUUCUUCUGAGCAGGAGGGUAGCGAUGACCCAUUGCAUGGACCAGAUUAUUUCUAUGAAGAUGAAGAUGUUAGGAAAGUAAAGAAACCACGCAGGAAAAUACAGACUUCAUCAGCCAUAACUAGGCAACCAAACAUUAAACAGAAGUUUGUGGCACUUCUUAAAAGAUUCAAAGUCUCUGAAGAGGUUGGAUUUGGUCUAGAUCAUGUGUCACGAGAUGAGAUCCGGGAAGAAGAUCUUGAUGAGUUAUAUGAUAGUCUUGAGAUGUUCAACCCAAGUGACAGUUGUCCUGAGUUAGAGGAGAGUGAAAGUGUUCUCAGCACACCCAAACCAAAGCUCAGGCCAUUCUUUGAGGGUGUAUCACAGUCGAGUUCUCAAACAGAGAUCGGAAGUUUGAACAGCAAAGGGAGCCAUGGCAAAGACAUCAACAGCCCAGGGGAUCUCUCAGUAGAAGUGAAGGUGGCUCGCCGUGAAGACUCGAUGGAUGCUGAACUCCAGGAUAUAUCUAUGGACUUUUCACAAGAUGUGGAUAGUCUUUCAGAUUCCCUUAGUUUUGCUGUCCCUGAGAAAACCAAACCUAUAAAAAGCCCCAAUGUGACUCCCCAGAGCAGAAGGAGUAUCCCUUCAAGAGAGAAACAAUCAUGCAAAGGACUUGGUGAAAGAACUCAAAGUGCAGAGAGUGAGAGGAUGCAAGACAAUGCACAAAACACACAGAUCCCUAGAAAGACUCUGCUGGAUCAGUUAAAUCAAAACCUCUCAGAUCAAUCCCUUCCAGAAACCAUAAUCAUAGUCCAAACUUCAGACUGGCAGGGUCAGUUUGUCGCAAAUCUGUUUCAGCAGCAUCAUAAACCCUGUGUGUGUAUAACCUGUUCUUCCGAUGUGCAGUGCGCUCUGACUGCUAUUCUUACACGUAUUCAGAGACACUGUCACACAGCACCUGGACCACCACGACCCCUGAAGGUAGUGUGUGUUGGAAGUCACACUUUCCUUAGUUUUCUGCUUGGAACGUAUGUAACAAACUUGGCUGGAAGAUCCUCUGAUUGGCUAGGAUACCUGCGAUUUCUGUUGGUACCCCUGGGCUCUCAUCCUGUAUGUAAAUACCUUGCGUCCUUGGAUCCUCGUUACUUUUCUCUCUUCUUUGAUGUUUCUUGGAGGGAUUUAUUUAGUAAAUCAGAAGCUCCAACUUCAGAACCGUUUGAUGUGAUUGGCCGGAUCAUGCAGUAUGUAGCUGCAGCCACUACCUUACUUCAACUGCCAAUAGCAGAAGCCAUGCUAACCUGCAAACAUAAACUUCAGGAGGAUGAUUCAUAUCAGAAGUUCAUUCCAUUUAUUGGGGUGGUGAAAGUCGGACUGGUGGAGACAUCCCCCCCAAACACUGAUGCAGAAGAUUUGGUUUCCCUUAAUGUCGGUGGUCCUCCUUCUACGUCUCCACCUUCUUCAUCAAUACUCCUCCGAGAUGGAUCUGCAACACCUCCUUCUUCUCCCUCACUUGGAACUGCCCUUCAAGGAAACACAGGGUCUACCUCAGAUGCUCUUGGACUACAGGUAGAUUACUGGCUGAGCUGUGAUCGCCGAAGAGAGAGAGAAGGAGGUGGCAAAAACACUUUAAGAAGCAUCUUCCGAUCUGUUGUGGUAUCACGACUUCCAGGGCCAGACACACCACCUGGAAGCAUGAGCCUUAGUGUUGUGACUGCAGAGCCACGAAAUAAGAAAGUUCCCACGCUUUUCCUCAGUAAAAAGCCGAAGGAAAAAGAUACUGAUGCAAAAAGCCAAAUUAUCGAAGGAAUUAUAAGAUUAAUCUGUUCCGCCAGACAGCAGCAGACCAUGCUGAGAGUAACCGUUGACGGACGUCUUUUCGGGGAUGUGAAGUAUUUCCAAGUGGCAUCACAGUGGCCAACCCACGUGAAGCAUUUUCCUGUUGCAAUAUUUGGCUCAACUACAAAGCCAUGACUACAAAACACUUAAAUAUUAAUUCCAUUUAUAAAAUUUCAGUGUUACAUAUCCCAGUCAUACUUUAAUGUUUAGAUGCUAGUGACUGUGACUUUCUUUCAGGUAAGAACAUACAGCUUGGUAGUCAGUUUACAGACGCAAACAUUCUUAUUUAAAGGGGAAGUUCAGCUAACAAUAAACUUUUAGCAUGUGUUAGAGAAUAGUCAUCUUGAAUUUUUGCAAAUGGUCUGUAUAAUGUGCAUGGCCACAUUUACGUUUCUAUUCUGCUCCUCAGCAAGCUGACAUUUUCACUAUUUCUUUGCAUGGGUCACUGACAAAUAUUCAACAUACUGUAGGUAUGGGAUCUCUUAUCUGGAAACUUUGUAUGCAAAAAGCUUAAAAUGAAUCGAAGGACAGCUUCAAUCUUAAAUGAUGUCCUUUUUAUCUGUAAUAAUAAAACAGUAGCUUGAUCUUAACUAAGCUGCAUUAAUUCGUCUAAAAACAAUUUAGGUUUAUUUAAUGUUAAAAUCUUUUUUAGUACUUUUUAGUUUUGUAGCUUUAAGGUAUGGUGAUUAAAAUUACAGAAAAACCCCAUAUCGAGAAAGUCGCAGGCAUUUCAGAUAAUGGAUCCCAUAAUUGUAACUUCUUUUUUUUUUUUUUUAUUUCUUCACUGGAGAUACUAAAAUAUGAAUUUAUAGUAGUAAGCCUUUUGAAGGGCUUAACUGGCUUCUUUAGAAUGUUUAUUAUUCUUGUAAAUUCUGACUGUGUUCAACCCCUUUUAGUGUUUGCAGUCUGCUUUUUCAUUUUUUUUUUACGUUUUGGUAUGUAUUAUAGCAGUGAUCCCCAACCAGUAGCUCAUGAGCAACGUGUUGCUCACCAACCCCUUGGAUGUUGCUCCCAGUGGUACCAAAGCAGGUGUUUUUUUAAAAAAUUUUGGGGUUGGAGGCAAGUUUUGGUUGCAUAAAAACAGGUGUACUGCCAAACAGAGCCUCCAGUAGGCUGCCAGCCCACAUAGGCACUUCCAAAUAUGCAAUCACAGCCCGUAACUCAAGGAGUUAUUUGCAUGCUUGUGUUGCUCCCCAACUUAUUUUACAUUUGAAAUGUGGCUCACAGGUAAAUAAGGUUGGGGAUCCCUGUAUUAUAGCAUAGAUGUAUCAUUAUAGCAUAGAAUCUACAGCAGCGAUAUUGUGAUAUUUUUAUGCCAGUGCCAUAUGUUCUAUAUCAGAAAAAAUGCUUAAUUGGCUGCUACAUUUAGGUAACCUAACUUUUUCUGAAUCACUUUUCACAACUCUUUAGUCAGUGUGAUAAUCCUCUAACAAGAAUCCAGCAGGUGUGCUUCUCUAUAAGCGAGGUUAUGCCAAGCUGAAAUAAGGCAAAAAAGAAAAACAACAGUAACAAUUUUGAAGUUGUCUCAUAGAUCUAGAAAGAGAGAUAACAUAGAAAAAGGCUAAUGGCACAUGUGGUGGUUUCUUCAGUAGUGGACAAAUGCUGGCAGUGAAAACUCCCAAUCUGGUGUGCAUUUUGUGGCCAGAAUCUGCCCUAUGUGGACACUUACAGUCAGAUACCAUUCCUGCCAUGGUUUACUUCCAUUUUGUGGUUCAGAGCAUUAUCUUCUCUGCUGUGCCCAUUAACCUGAUGCUAAUGUAGAUAUUUACCUGUAGUUACCACAUUUCAGUAUCAAGAUAUUCAGAUAUGCAUUUGUGCAUUACAGCUUGUUUCUUUGACAUUCUUUCAACAUUCUCUGUUUUAGAAUUUAUACUACUAUUAGACUGUUGAAUAUACCGCAAUGUCCUUGGUAAAUUGUUCUAAGCUGCCACUGAGGAAGUGUUCCUGCUGCAGUUAUCUGUAGAAAACCAGUCUUUUGCUGGCACAAUGCUCAAAAUACUGCUGAACUGUUCAGGGGGGUUAUAAUAAUGUAUAGGAUUGUGAGAAAUACACAGAAUAUUUAAUUCAGCACAAGCCAAAUAUAUAGUUAAACAGCAGUAGCAGUUAUUUAUAUUACUACUUCAAUAAACCUUGCUAAAAGUUAAUUUGUAGGCAAACUUCCCCUUUAUCUUUGUUACAUACACUUGUUAUACACAGACACACUUGUUCAACAUACUGAAGAACAUCCUUCUUCUCUACCAUGCUUCAUUAAUUGCCAGUGAUAUUGCAUAUUGUUAUACUCCGUACAUAUAACUAAGUCUCAUAUAUACUACUGUCAAUUGCUGUUGUAUUCAUAUUAGUUUAAAUGUUAUAUAUAGUGUGUCAACCAUGUAUGCAACAGAAAUCUUUACAAUAGUGUGUGUAAACUGUUUGAAAUGUAUUUGUUGUGAAAAAUUACAGGCAUGUGUUUCAGCAUAUACCACCCCAAAAUAUACAUGUGUUACAUAGAGAUAUCUCUCACACACAACUUGGCACUUUUAUUUUUAAUAGAUAAAUAUAUGUAACACAUAGCCAAACUGGUCAUUAAGUGACAUGCCCACAACAUCUGUUACAUCUAAUACGUAUUGUUACAUCUUUGUGUUAUGAAUAAAUAGACAAGGGCUUUUCAGAA
This is a messenger RNA of Xenopus laevis (African clawed frog), 5209 nucleotides long. RefSeq names its product phosphofurin acidic cluster sorting protein 1 L homeolog (gene pacs1.L). The coding region runs from base 67 to 2694 and encodes 875 amino acids. NCBI's taxonomy places the organism in Eukaryota, Metazoa, Chordata, Amphibia, Anura, Pipidae. Gene Ontology annotation, biological process: protein localization to plasma membrane. The record is from RefSeq and is a predicted model, not a curated record. The transcript is spliced from 24 exons. Gene Ontology annotation, molecular function: transmembrane transporter binding.